CGCUCUACCGUAGCACAAGUGUGACUUCAAAGUUUCGUACACAAGUUUCGCAGAAGAAAAAUGUCGACUAACAAGUUGAUCUUUUACUUGGCCGUAGUGGCCAUCACGGUGACUGUUACUCAAGUCACCUCGUCACCUCAAGUUGGUCAUUUCGCCGCCAACAAUACCAACAAGUCACACCAUCUGAUCGUUGGAUACAGAAUGGCAGGUGACAGACUGGUACUCAGGCAAAACGUAAUCAAGAACUCAUCGUGGAUGCAAAUUGUCACCGAGGAGAAGACCUUCAACGUUUCCAGAUGGGACAGAAUCACGCAGGUUCAAGCUCUCGACCAGAAAACCAAUGGCAACGGUGCGUACGCCAGUUUGUUGAAAGGUGGCCCAGGAAGUAACAACGUUACCUUGAGGUUCAAGAGCCAGAGGGGCCACGGAAUUAAUUUCGUCGUCGAACUUUAUGCUCGUCCUUGAAAGACUGGUGUCAUUCCCAACUGAUUUUGUCACACUUAUUUAAAACAAUUUCUUUCUUUAUUUCGAACCAGAUCAAAUUUCAUUUAAAUGUACCAUUAACUCUUUUAAC
Megachile rotundata (alfalfa leafcutting bee) is the source of this 574-nucleotide messenger RNA. Its product is annotated as putative salivary secreted peptide. The record is from RefSeq and is a predicted model, not a curated record. Lineage: Eukaryota; Metazoa; Arthropoda; Insecta; Hymenoptera; Megachilidae.